AUGCUUUCUUUCGCUUUGUUGUUCUUUUUCUUUGUUCCUUCAUCUUUUUAUUCCUUCUUUAUCCUCUUUUUUUUUUCUUUUUUGUUGUUCUUGCGACGUCAAAAUUUUUUUUAUAUAUAUUCUUUUAUUUCUACUGCUUUUCGUUUCUUUUAUGUUUACUCUUUUUCUCUCUCCUCUUUUGCUAGUCUUUCUUUUGUUUCUUUUUUGGCUUUUUCUAUUUUCUUCCUUUUCUUUUCUUUUCUUUUUUUUCUUUUUUUUUCUUCUGCUGCUUCCUCCUUUCUUUUUUUGCUAUUUCUUUUUUUGUCUCCAACUUUUUCUUCUUCUUCCUUCUACUUUUUUCUACAUUUUCUUUUCUUUCUUUUUUCUGCUGCUUCCUUCCUUCUUUUUUUUGCAAUUUCUUUUUUCGCCUUCAACUUUUUCGUCUUUCUUCUUUGCUUUCUUUCUUUAAUUUUAUUCGUCUGCUUUCUUCUUUCUUUUUUGCUAUUUCAUUUUUGUCUCCAAAUUUUCUUCUUACUUCUGCUUUUUUUUCUUUUCUUUUCUUUCUUAUUCUUCUGCUGCUUCCAUCUUUCUUUUUUGCUGUUUCUUUUUGCGAUUUCUUUUUUGUCUCGAACUUUUUAUUCUUUCUUCUACUCUUUCUUCCUUCCUUUCUUUUUUUUCUGCUGCUUCCUCCCUCUUCCUUCUUUUUGCUAUUUUUUUCUUUUCUUUUUGGUCUACUUUUUUUUAAUUGUCUCAAGUUUACUCUUUUCUUUUUUUCUAUUUUUCUUUCCCUUCUUCGCUUAUAUUUUUCAUAUUUUUUCUUCUUCUUUUUUCUUUUAUAUUCUCUUCUUUUCGUCUUCUUUGUCUUUUUCUUUCUUUCUUUUUUCCUCUCAUUUUCUUUUCUUUUUCGCUUUUCUCCUAUUUUAUUUUUUUUUAUUUUUGUGGAUCUUUUUUUGUUUUCCAUAUUUUAUUUUUUCCUCAAUUAUUUUUUUCUUUUUCGUUUCUUUUCGUCUAUUUCUCUCACUAUAUUUUCCUUUUACAUUUAUUCCAUUUUUUCUUUUCCCAUUUUUCGCUCUCUUCUUCAUUUCUCUUAUUUUUUCUUUUCUUUCAUUUUUCGGCAUUAUUACAUACUCCUCUCUCUUCAUUUUAAUAGAUGGGUGCAAAAGUGCAAUAGCGUCCAUUUUCCUUUGUAUAUUCAUCGUAUGUAUUUAUUUUUUUAAAAUUGUUCUUAUUUUUUUCUUUUUACUAUUUUCUUCUUCAACUCCUACUACUACUUUCUUCAUCUACUUCGGUUUUUUUCUUCUACUUUCACCUUUUUCUCCUUUUUUCUUUUUCUUUCUGUUACUUCUCAUUCUAUCUUUUUCUCCUACUAGUCUUCUUUCUUCUGCUUUCUUCUUCUUUUCUUUACUUAUUUUUUUUUUGUUUUUCUUCCUUUUCUUUUUUUUCAUUCUCCUUCUUUCUUUCCCUUUUCUUCUUUUUCUGCUUCUUUCUUCUUUUUUUGUUCUUUUACUUUUUCUUCCUUCUCCUCUUUUGUAUCUUCCUUUUCUUCUUUUUCUUCCUUGCUCCUUUUUCAUUUUCGUCUUUCUUUUUCUUCUUUCUUCUUUGCCCACUUCUUUCUUUCUUUUUUCUUUUUUUUAUAUUUUGCUCCUGUUUCUUUCUAACUCUUCUUUAUUUUUCCACUUCUUUCUUCGUAUUCCUUUUCUUCGUAUUCCCCUUCUUCCUAAUCUUAUUAUUAUUAUUAUUACUACUACUUCUACUACUACUACUACUACUAUUAGCGAAGAAGACACAUCCUUACUUCAUUUAUUUUCCCGCUUUCUUUCUUCAGCAAACGCACAUCUAACUGUGGGAAUUUUCUUUCUUUCUUUCUUUCUUUCUUUCUUUCUUUCUUUCUUAUCGUCUUUACUAUCUAUCUUCCUCGUUUUUUACAUUCUCUCUCUCGUCCUCGUUCUCUCUCUCUCUCUCUCUCUCUCUAUCGUCCUCAUCUCUCUCUCUCUCUCUCUCUCUAUCGUCCUCAUUCUCUCUCUCUCUUGUCCUCAUUCUCUUUCUCUCCCUCGUUCUCUCUCUCGUCUUCAUUCUCUCUCUUUCUCAUUCUCUCUCUCGUCCUUAUUCUCUCCCCCUCUCUCUCUAGUGCACAUUCUCUCUCGUCCUCAUUCUCUCUCUCUUGUCCUUAUUCUCUCUCUCUCUCGUCCUCAUUCUCUCCAUUUUUCUCUAGUUCACAUUCUCUCUCGUACUCAUUCUCUCUCUCUCGUCCUUAUUCUCUCUCUCUCUCUCUCUCUAGUUCACAUUCUCUGUCGUCCUCAUUCUCUCUCUCUCUCUCUCGUCCUCAUUCUCCCUCUCUUGUCCUCAUUCUCUCUCUCGUCCACAGUCUCUCUCUCUCGUCCUCUUUCUCUCCCUUUCUCUCUAGUUCACAUUCUCUCUCGUCCUCAUUUUCUCUCUCUCUCCUCCUCAUUCUCUCUCUUUCUCAGUCCUUAUUUUCUCUCUCUCUCCUCCUCAUUCUCUCUCUUUCUCAGUCCUCAUUCUCUCUCUCUCUCGUCCUCAUUCUCUCUCUCUCUCGUCCUCAUUCUCUCUCUCUCUCUCGUACUCAUUCUCUUUCUCUCUCUCUCGUCCUCAUUUUCUCUCUCUCACGUACUCAUUCUCUUUCUCUCUCUCGUCCUCAUUCUCUCUCUCUCUCUCUCUCUCUCGUCCACAUUCUCUCUCACCCGCUCUCUUUAUCUCUUUGUCGUCUUCAUUGCCUCUUCACAACUUUCCAGACAAACGUCACGUAGGAUAUUUGAUAUUCUCCUCUCUCUCUCAUCACUCUAUUAUCCCUUUCUUCUUCCACAAAUCGAACCGCCAUCGAAAUCGUCAUAUAAACUCUCUGUUUGUUUCUCUCUUUCAAUCUUUCUUUCUCUCUCUCUCUUUCUUCCUUUAUAUUUCUUUCUUUCUUUAUAUUUAUUUCUGUUCCUCUCUCUCUUUCUGUUGCUCUCUCUGUUUCUCUUUCUUUCUUUCUUUCUAUUUCUGUUUCUCUCUCUUUCUAUUUCUCUUUCUUUCUUUCUUUCUUUCUUUCUUUCUUUCUGUUUAACUCUCUCUCUUUCUGUUUCUCUUUCUCUUUCUGUUUCUAUUUCGUUCUUUCUCUUUCACUUUCUUUCUUUCUGUUUCUCUUUCUUUCUUUCUUUCUUUAUUUCUGUUUCUCUCUCUCUCUUUCUUUCUGCUUUUCUCUCUCUCUCUUUCUUUCUCUCUCUUUCUAUCGGUUUCUUUCAUUCUCUCUCCCUCUCUCUUUCGGAUUCUUUCUUUCUUUCUGUUUCUCUCUUUCUUUAUUUCUUUUAUCUUUCUGUUUCUCUCUUUCUUUCUUUCUUUCUUUCUUUCUUUCUUUCUUUCUUUCUUUCUCUCUCUCUCUCUUUCUUUCUUUGUCUUUCAUUCUUUCUCUCUCACUCUUUCUUUCUAUCGUUCUUUGUCUUUUAUUCUUUCUUUAUUUCGCUCUAUCUUUCUUUCUUGGAAUCCGGAUAUAAACUUUUUCUUUCUUUGUCUAUUUAUUUCUCUCUCUUUAUUUAUUUUCUAUCUUUCUCUCUCUCUCUCUUUCUUUGUGUUUAUUUAUUUAUUUAUUCAUUUCUCUCUGUUUCUUUCUUUCUUUCUUUCUUUCUUUCUUUCUUUCUUUCUUUCUCCCUCCCUACCCCUCUCUCUCUCUCUCUCUCUCUCUUUCCUUCUUUCUUAGGAUCCUUAUAUAAACUCCUUUCUUUUCCGAACCAUUCAUUAUUUCUCUUUUCUGCAUUCAAUUUCCUUCUCCCAAUCUCCCCUCCCUAUAUUCUUCUCUUCCCCCUCCGACUUUCAACACAUCGUUUGUAUUCCUCUCCUCAUACCAUUACGCACUCUCUCUCUUAUUCUUUUCACUUGCUUUCCAUCACUCUUUGUCCCUUUUCCUUCUAUUUACCCACUCACCAAUUGUUCGUAACCUUUUCUUCUCUCUUCUCUCUUCCUUACGUAUCAGUCUCUCUUCAUUACUGGAUUCUUUUUCAAAUACAAAUAGAGAAACACAAAUCUCAUUGGCUCUUCGGAUUUAUAUCUCCUUGA
Acanthosepion pharaonis is the source of this 4026-nucleotide messenger RNA. The record is from the annotation of a GenBank genome assembly. NCBI's taxonomy places the organism in Eukaryota, Metazoa, Mollusca, Cephalopoda, Sepiida, Sepiidae.